Molecule: messenger RNA, 3018 nt
Organism: Callithrix jacchus (white-tufted-ear marmoset)
Lineage: Eukaryota; Metazoa; Chordata; Mammalia; Primates; Cebidae
Gene: SHOX2
Product: SHOX homeobox 2
Biological process (GO): regulation of transcription by RNA polymerase II
Cellular component (GO): nucleus
Molecular function (GO): sequence-specific double-stranded DNA binding; DNA-binding transcription factor activity, RNA polymerase II-specific
Source: RefSeq, a predicted model, not a curated record
AUGGAAGAACUUACGGCGUUCGUCUCCAAGUCUUUUGACCAGAAAGUGAAGGAGAAGAAGGAGGCGAUCACGUACCGGGAGGUGCUGGAGAGCGGGCCGCUGCGUGGGGCCAAGGAGCCGACCGGCUGCGCCGAGGCGGGUCGCGACGACCGCAGCAGCCCGGCAGUCCGGGCGGCCGGCGGAGGCGGCGGCGGAGGAGGCGGAGGCGGAGGCGGAGGAGGCGGAGGAGGUGUAGGAGGAGGAGGAGCAGGCGGAGGAGCUGGAGGAGGGCGCUCUCCCGUCCGGGAGCUGGACAUGGGCGCCGCGGAGAGAAGCAGGGAGCCGGGCAGUCCACGACUGACGGAGGGUAGAAGGAAGCCAACGAAAGCUGAGGUCCAGGCUUCGCUGCUUUUCCCGGGCCAGGCGUUUCGGUUUCUUAGGGUGUUGUCCCCGGAGCUGAAAGAUCGCAAAGAGGAUGCGAAAGGGAUGGAGGACGAAGGCCAGACCAAAAUCAAGCAAAGGCGAAGUCGGACCAAUUUCACCCUGGAACAACUCAAUGAGCUGGAGCGGCUUUUUGACGAGACCCACUAUCCUGACGCCUUCAUGCGAGAGGAACUGAGCCAGCGACUGGGCCUGUCAGAGGCCCGAGUGCAGGUUUGGUUUCAAAAUCGAAGAGCUAAAUGUAGAAAACAAGAAAAUCAACUCCAUAAAGGUGUUCUCAUAGGGGCCGCCAGCCAGUUUGAAGCUUGUAGAGUCGCACCCUAUGUCAACGUAGGUGCUUUAAGAAUGCCAUUUCAGCAGGAUAGUCAUUGCAACGUGACGCCCUUGUCCUUUCAGGUUCAGGCGCAGCUGCAGCUGGACAGCGCUGUGGCGCACGCGCACCACCACCUGCAUCCGCACCUGGCCGCGCACGCGCCCUACAUGAUGUUCCCAGCACCGCCCUUCGGACUGCCGCUCGCCACGCUGGCCGCGGAUUCAGCUUCCGCCGCCUCGGUAGUGGCGGCCGCCGCAGCCGCCAAGACCACAAGCAAGAACUCCAGCAUCGCCGAUCUCAGACUGAAAGCCAAAAAGCACGCGGCAGCCCUGGGUCUGUGACGCCAACGCCAGCACCAGCGUCGCGCCUCCCCCGCGGCAUUCAGCCUGCACGCCCUCCGCGCCCUGCUGCUUCUCGGUUACCCCUUUCAGACCUCGGGAGCCGGCCCUCUUGCCGUCUCACUGACCAUCCCUUGUCCCCUUUCGCAUCCUGGACUUGGAAAGCCAGACUUCACGCAGGACCAGGGAUCCCACGAGGCGCGCAGGCUCUGUGGCUCCUGCCCAUUUUCCUACCUGAGGGCCUAGAAUUCGGUUUUGUAGGAGCGGGUUUGGGGGAGUCUGGAGAGACUGCACAAGGAAGUGGUGGAACUGCGAAGUGUGGCUCACCACAAAGCUGCAACGAUGGACUCUUGCAUAGAAACAAAAUCUUGUUAACAAUGAAAAAAUGAGCGAACAAAAAAAAUUGAAAGACAAACCGGAGAGAAAAGGAGAAAGGGAAUUUAUUGCUAUUUGGCAGAAGCUGAAAUUGUAGAACCAAGAAGCAAAAACAAAUUUUAAAUUUAAAGUAUUUUAUACAUUUAAAAAUAUGGAAAAACAAUCCAGACGAAUCUAGAGAAAAUGUGGGGGAGUUACCAACUUAAAUAUGUGUGUUUUUAAAAGUGCGCUAUGAAGGCAAAGCAGAAAGAAGAGGUAUACUUAUUUAAAAAGCCAAGAUGAAAAAAGUGCGCAGCUGGGAAGUUCACAGGUUUUGAAACUGACCUUUUUCUGCGAAGUUCACGUUAAUACGAGAAAUUUGAUAAGAGAGGCGGGCCUCCUUUUACGUUGAAUCAGAUGCUUUGAGUUUAAACCCACCAUGUAUGGAAGAGCAAGAAAAGAGAAAAUAUUAAAACGAGGAGAGAAAAAAAUAAUAUUAACACAAAAAUAUGCCACAGACAAUGAUUUCUCUGAGAAAUUAUUAUGGCAAAACUGUCCGGACUACUGACAGUAAAUUCCGGUUUGCAUGUUACUUGUAUUCCAUUGAUGGUGUGUCCUCCUCCCACCCCCUUAACUCCCAUGCACUUGCUCCAUUUUCAUCUUCACUACGAAAAACAAUACCAAAAGCAUCUGGGAAUUGGGAUAUAUAUAUAUGGAUAUAUAUAUAUAUAUAUAUAUAUAUAUCCAUAUAUAUACAUAUUUGCCCUGUCUUUCAUCCUGGGGAAGAAAACAAAAAAGUCAGAAAGGGAAAAAAUUAUACUCCUUGUCCUAAGAAGACAGACAGAGGUGGGCAGAAUAUGUGGGGAAAGGAAAAAGAAAACAAGACCACGAAAUGAAAUAAUGAAGGUACAGCGCCUCGCUGUGCCAGACACAGUAGGAGCUCAAUCAGUGUUAGUUCCCACCAUUCCCCUUUUCUCCUAUUCCUUCUUGUUGGUUUCCUGAAGUCCUAUUUGAAGACAGUGCUUUAUUUCCCCCUCUCUAUCCCGUCAAAUUAACCUUAAAUAACACCCAGCUAGAUACAGGCACUAGGUUUGUGUAAAAUAUGUUGAUACACACGAACAAAGUUUAUUUUGGCUAUAAUGUGUGGACUGACUUUCAACAUUUGCAUUUUAUCUCACAAAGGUGUAUCUAUUCAAGUAACUUUUUUUUUUUUUUUUUUGGUUGUUUCACUUCAUAUCGCUAUUUAAACUGGGAUACCUUGGACUAAUCCAAUCUGUAUCCCACUUCUCUAACAAGCCUAAGUUUGUGGGUUUUUUACCUUCUAAUUUACAAGAGGAAAAGCUCUUCUAACUGAACUUUGGUAUGCGGUUGAGCUUUGUAACUAUUUGUUCUCCAUGAAAACAAAAUUAUUUAUAUUUGACAUAUUUUUUUCUAGUGUAUUAAGUUAUUUUAAACAAAAGAUGUUGUUAUCUCAUGAUGUGUUGUCAGUACAAAAUGUUUUGGCUCAGCUUCUGUUAAACCUUUUAAAUAAGUGCCAAGUUAUUAAUUGAAGACACUUUGCGAUCAAUUGAAUGAAAAUAUUGUUUCAUUUGA